AUGAAUCUUGUGGACGACGCGCAUGAGCUGCUUGAACCUACGGCAUCGGGGUCAGCGCCGGCCGACGCCAACGAGUCGGCCGGCAGUGACAACAUCACCGAACUGGAUAACACGGUGCAUCGCGACGAGUCGCUGGCGCUCAUCGAACUCGCCGUGCUCACCUUCAUUUUCGCGCUCACCGUGGUCGGAAACUCGUGCGUUCUGGUGGCCCUAAAUGCGCGCCGCUCCAAGAUGACGCGCAUGUACUACUUCCUGGUGCACCUGUGCGUCUCCGACCUGACCACCGCGUUCUUCACGGUGCUGCCUCAGCUCGGCUGGGACGCCACCUACCGCUUCCAGGGCGGGAACUUCUUCUGCAAGUGCGUCAAGUACGGCCAGAUCCUCGGUCCCUACCUCUCCUCAUACGUGCUCGUGGUGACGGCCGUGGACCGGUACCAGGCCAUCUGCUUCCCGCUCUCCAACUGCUCCUGGACGCCCACCAAGUCCAAGCUCCUGGUGUCGCUAGCCUGGGCCGUGUCGCUGCUCUGCUGCCUGCCUCAGCUGUUCGUCUUCAGCUACCAGGAGGUGGCGCCGGGCGUGUACGACUGCUGGGGCACCUACAUCGAGCCGUGGGGCCUGCGCGCCUACGUCACGUGGUACGCCGUGAGCGUCUUCUUCAUCCCCCUGCUGGUGCUCGUCUUCACGUACGUCUGCAUCUGCCGCGCCAUCUGGCAGAACCUGUACCUGAAGCGAAAGAGCUCGGACGUCGAAGGACGUGGUAAGGCGUACCGCUUCAAGAGUCCGCAGGGAGGCGCUGCGGCCGGCACCGACUCAUCUUUGCACGUGCGGGGCCCCCUGGUGCCUCGCAGCCACUCGUCAGCACGAGGCCUAUCUAGGGCAAAGAUCAAGACGGUCAAGAUUACCGUGGUGGUGAUCAGCUUCUACAUCAUAUGCUCGUCGCCCUUCAUCUGCGUCCAGAUGUGGAUGUACUGGGGCACGGGCCUCGACAUGAGCGACGCCUGGACGAAUGCUACGGUGACCAUCCUGAUGCUGCUCAACAGCCUCAACAGUUGUGUCAACCCGUGGAUCUACCUGUUCUUCAACCGGAACCUGGUGCAGGCACUGAGGCAGCAGGUGUGCUGCUGCUGCCGCCAGGACAAGACGGUCGACGGAUCGCACCCACGCGGCACGGGUGGACUGCUCCCCGAAAUCACGACCCAAGGCACUGACAUCAACAUCAGCCGCCAGAGCUCGCCGGUCAACUCGACGCCGCGCAAGACCUUCGACAACAUCGACAUGGGUGUCCGGAGGCACUCCUAGUGGCGCGCCAACGGCGAUGCCGCCGCGCGCACUGGACGGGUUGCACGCACGCGGAUGUCGUCGUCUUGCGCAAUACAGAUGCUGGAUCUGCGCGAGAUCGCCUGCGCUGAGACCGAGCGCAGGAGUUGAGCUUACUGCGCUGAUCUUUCAGCUGCCCUGGCAGGACACGUGACACGAACAGCCGGCCUUCGGGACACGUGGCCUGCAUGCUCAACAAAUACUGAGAGAACAUAGUCGCUGGAAAUUCAAGCGACGCCCUUGCAAGUGACGUGACUUCGGUGCUACCAAAAAUUUUGGGACCUUGGCACCGGCUGUCAUCAAUGAAGAAACCUAUCAGCGUGGUGCUCAUCACGUGUCCUUGAAUUUCCCGUCCGCAUCUGACUACGUUAUGCGAG
Messenger RNA from Dermacentor silvarum, 1694 nucleotides. RefSeq names its product oxytocin receptor-like. The record is from RefSeq and is a predicted model, not a curated record. Lineage: Eukaryota; Metazoa; Arthropoda; Arachnida; Ixodida; Ixodidae. The transcript is spliced from 2 exons. Gene Ontology annotation, biological process: G protein-coupled receptor signaling pathway. The coding region runs from base 1 to 1299 and encodes 432 amino acids. Gene Ontology annotation, cellular component: membrane. Gene Ontology annotation, molecular function: peptide binding; vasopressin receptor activity.